GAGAGAAGUGGCGUCACGUUAUCCACUUCCCCUCCAUAAAAUUCACAAACACAUGAUAUCUGUUCGAUCUAUAUCCAAUCUCAACUCUUUCUUCACUCUCCGUACGUUAACCAAAACUUCUUUUUAUUCGUAAUGAACCUGAAGUUAUUCCAGAUAUAGCAAACUACAGGAUGAUGAUAAACCUCUCAUCUUCUCCACCUGUUGCUGCUUCUUCUAAUUUAUUACUCGCCAGAUUAACAAAUUCAAAGGCACCCACUUCACCAUACCAUACAAGAAACAAAACCCCGAUUCCAAAAUUAUCACUUCACUGCUCAUUUUCUUCUUUAAGCUUCUUCAAGAGUCAAUUCCCUCGUGGUAGGAGGGGAAAUUUCAAGCAUCACGCCGUAGCAGGAUUGGAUUUCAGCGCGUUUCAGGAUGCACAGUCAGUUCUUGAGGCAGCUGGAGUAUUGACCGCCAUCAUCAUAGUCCAUGAGAGUGGCCACUUUUUGGCAGCUUAUCUCCAGGGCAUUCAUGUAAGUAAGUUUGCGGUUGGGUUCGGUCCAAUUUUAGCCAGAUUCAAUUCCAAGAAUGUGGAGUAUUCAAUUAGAGCAUUUCCUUUAGGUGGGUAUGUUGGAUUUCCUGAUAAUGACCCGGAUAGCGGUAUUCCACCAGAUGAUAGGAAUCUGCUAAAAAACAGACCUAUUAUGGACAGAAUGUUUGUUAUUUCAGCCGGUGUGAUUGCUAAUAUAGUGUUUGCUUAUGUUAUAAUCUUUACCCAAAUUAUAUCAGUUGGAUUGCCUGUUCAAGAGGCCUCCCCUGGUGUGCUUGUUCCAGAUGUUAAGCCAUUUUCAGCUGCUAGCCGAGAUGGUAUAGCCCCUGGUGACAUCAUUCUAGGUGUUAAUGGAGUUGAUUUCAGCCAAACGGGACCUAAUUUGGUUUCUGAGGUUGUUGAUGUGAUUAAGAAAAGCCCUACUAGAAAUGUGUUGCUGAGGAUAGGGAGAGGAGAGGAAAGGAUGGACAUCAAUGUCACUCCGGAUAUGAAUUCGGAUGGUACGGGUCGCAUUGGGGUACAAUUAACGCCGAACUAUAAGCUUUCAAAAGUUAGCCCGAAGAAUAUAUUUGAAGCAUUUGGUUUCACGGGAAGUGAAUUUUGGGCACUUACGUCUAAUGUGCUAGGCGGUUUGAAACAGACCUUUUUAAACUUCUCUCAGUCUGCAAGUAAGGUUUCGGGCCCUGUAGCGAUUAUAGCUGUUGGUGCUGAGGUGGCAAAGUCAAAUAUUGAUGGUCUAUAUCAAUUUGCUGCAAUUUUGAACCUUAACCUUGCUGUGAUAAAUAUUCUUCCUUUGCCUGCUCUUGAUGGGGGUUCAUUGGCUUUGUUACUCAUAGAAGCGGCUAGAGGUGGGCGGAAGCUUCCGCUUGAAGUUGAGCAACGUAUUAUGUCAUCCGGAGUGAUGGUAGUCCUAGUUCUUGGAGUUUUCCUUCUUGUGCGAGACACACUCAAUCUUGACUUCAUGAAAGAUUUAUUGUAAUGGUUUGGAGAAGUGUUCAAAUGCAGAUAUCCCAAGGAAAUUGUGCUACGGCCUCCUACCUCCGAGACCUCAAUAUAUAGAACUUUUGAUGGAAAAUUUGGAAACAUUGGCAAGUGAAACAUUACACAGUUUUCCAUUAUCAUCAGUUUGAUGCAUCUCCAGGUGAGCAAACUGAUCCCGCCUUUCUUCAGACACACAUUGACACGUGAUGACGACUUGUAGUAAUCUUAACUUUUUGAGAAUUAAUUCUCAUUCAUGUACCCCUUAACAAGCCACUUCAUGUCUAUUAAACUCUUUCUGACAAUCUAAUAUUACCAAUGGUAAAUUGUUAAAGACUUAAAGGUCCUUGAGUGUUUUUUUUAAAUACAAUGAGGGCGUCCAGACUACUUUUGACCCCCAUAAUUGCCCUCUAGAGGGGGUUCUGAACUAGUGACCGGAAUCAAUUGAACCCGAGAAGGUUGGUCCUGAAGUUCUUAAAUAGCUCAUGUGCUUGUGAAUUAUGGUAUCAUUGCUAUGUGAUGUUCGUUGUUGCUGUUUCUCUCUAUAUGAUUAAUACAUGGGUUGUAAUUCUCUUUUUUUAUGGAGAGACUUUAAAGGCAUCGAUUCUGUUUCUUUUACCUGGUUUUGAAAACAUUCAACACUUGUCUGGGUAACAGCUUUGCACAAAACCAUGUUGUGAGUGUAUACACGCCAUGACACAAUGUAUAGAGAACCAGGCAAGCCCGGUCAACUUGGAAACGGUUACCGAGUUGCCCCGAUUAGUAUGUUACUUGAAAAAGGCAAUUAUACAGUUAUACCUAGGGGUGGUUCGGUACGGUAUACCUUAUAUUUUUUCUCAUACCUUUGCCAUACCAAAACUUUCGGUAUGCAAAAUUUGCAUACCUUUACCUUACCGAAGUUUCGGUAUACCGCAUUUCGGUAUACCGAAGUUUCGGUUCGGUAACGGUACGGUAUCGGUAAAUUACCGUGCAUGUCUCCCAAUACAAAAAAUUAUCAUAGACUAACAAAAUAUAGUAAAUCGUUAUUACUAGCGACAUAUUAAAUCUAUUAUUAAAAUGUUACGAAAUACAAUUAAUAAUCUAUUGAUGUCAAUUCAAUAUUGAACAAUAAUUAUAAUUAGUAUAUUUAAGCAGUUCAACAUACCACAUAUUAUAAAGUAACACAUUCUCCUAAAAUAACUUGAACAAUAUAGAUAUAAUUAAAUUAAUAGCGAUCUCUAACAAAAAUAAAUAAAACUAUUCAAACAACAUGGAUAUAAAAUUAUUUAUUCCUAAUAUGAAAUUGUGUAUUUAGUCAUUUUUAUAAUUUUUUAAAAAUUGAAUAAGACUUUCGGACAAAGUUGUGUGUCUCGACUCGCUGAAUCCCUAUGUAGAUACACUUGUCACAUAAGUGUAUCUCUCUUCACUCGUCAGCUACUUAGCGGCCCAGCCAUCACGACUUGCAAGCUCUUGGAACAAGAUGGACUUGUUUCUUGACAUUUGUACAUUACUCAUUAGUCAUUUAAGAUUAGCGUAGUAGAAGCCUAUAAGGUUAUAGUGGGUUUGAGAAAUUGGGCUUUUAUUUUUGUAUUUUUGUAUUUGUAACCAACUUAAGUAUUAAUUUUGGGCUUCAAAAUUGUAAUGGAUUUCUAAAAUAUAUUAAAAUUAAAAGUAAUUGUUGAGUAGGGAGUCGGUACGGUAUUAUACCGGUAUACCGCGGUAUUUGAAAACAUUUAUCGUUACCGUACCGAAAUAGACCGGUACGGUAUGAUACCGUACCGAAAAUGACGGUAUACCAAUAUUUCGGUAUUUUCCGGUAUUUUUCGGUACGGUAAGUGCGGUAUACCGAUAUUUCGGUAUUUUUGCCCACCCCUAGUUAUACCCAUAUUUGUUUUAAGAGAGGUAAACAAAGUAAUCAUGUAAUAUUUUUCAGUCAGAAAAAGAAUAAACACUACUUCCUCAUUCCAUUUACUCGUUUCAACCAUUUGUAAUGAUAUUUGAGAGUUGCAAAAGAGGUGUAUAGUGUAAAAAAGCCAAAAAAUUAGAGAAAGAAGAUGAAAAAUUAAUAGAAGUUGGAUACGUAAGAUGAAACAACAAUGCCUAUGUUUUUUAUACAUUUUUAUUUGCAACUAAAAAGGUGAAACAAGUAAUACGUAAUAACUGUUAAGCUAUCUCAUGGCAGGAAGCCGGGAAAUGUCUCCCUUCCCUGUCUCCCUCAUGAGAAAAGGGUAUCCAUGUCCAUCUGUGUGGUUUAAGCAAAACUUAGAGCUAUCUCUAAUGAGAAUAUGAAUUGCUUAAAAAGGCACUGUCACAUCUGUCAAAAUUGAGGUAAAUUUAGUCUCUCCAACAAUAACGUGUAUAUGUCCUGUGUUGUUGAGCUGGAAACGAAAAACCCCACAAUCUCAACUUCUCUUUCGAUUUUCAGCAAGCCUAGCUCCCUAACAUUGUGACUCAGCAAAAAAAAUAGUUUCCUGGUGAAAUUUCCUGGCGAAAUUUAAGGUGGCAAGUGAAAACAUUUCUGUCAAACUCCUUUUACUUAUUUCAUCUUUGUAUAUGCGUGAAACUCUAAAAGUAAUCCAGAUUUCUUCUUCCUUAUUCGUUUGGUUGAAUUAUGAGUGACAAACACAUUAACAAUGCAAUGGCUUCAUCAUUUUCUCAAUUUGAAUAGUACAUUCCAUUCAUAUUCAUAUAUGUUGAAGGUUUUACUAGAGUCACGUUUUCUCUUUUACGGGAAUGUUAUUAGUUGAGUUACAAUCAAUUUAUUUUGUUCAAAUUGUAGUGUUGAAAACCGAAUACAAUUAAAGACUCUUUGAUCCUCCUACGGAAUCAAAAUAAAUAAUCUACAUGACUUCCGGUUUCAUACUCUGUAUGUAUGUGCGGCGUUGCAGGGCAUGUGUCUGUCAGUGUGUGUGAAAUAUGCAGAUGUGAAGCGAGUGAGGUGUAACCUGCAUUUCUAGUUAUGCCUUUGAAGAUGAAAAACACUAGCAAAAGAGUUGUUUACUUAUGUAUAAACCUGCGUUUGUUAGUCACUACAACAUCUAACUGGACCACGCUCAACGAUUUCUUUUCGAUUCUUGGUUGAAACAUUAUGGGCAAACUCAGCACAGUAUGUCCCAUUGUGCAUCAUUAAGCGUUCCAACUCUUGGACAUUAUGCUUAAGGAACUUCUUGAACUAUGCACAAAAAAAGAUGGUCAUGUUUUUGUUUCCUAAAUAGGAGUAACAAACUGCAGUACUACCAAAACAUGAUAAUAAUUACUCAUGUUUAGGGAAUAAAAACAUGACAAUCCUACUUUGAAAUAUACAAACAUUUUUACUUCUAUUUAAGUCAAUUCCCUAUUUUAUAUAGUAAUUUCUCUAAAUAAGACUAAAAGCUCGUUUGGUAACACUAUAAUUGGCUAAAUCAAGUGAUUCUGUUGAAAUUCAUGAAGUUUUGAUGAAAGUGGCUAGAUUGAUUGAUUCUGCUGAUUUAUGGGGGUAUUAAAAUAUACGGAGUAUUUUAUUAAUUAAACUAACAAAAAUUAUACUCCAUAUAAAAAAUAGCUAAAAUAAGUUCAACCUUACUUAUUUUUAUUACUUCGUAUUAUACAAUUCAGAACGAAAAUUACAUAUUUGGCAAAAAGUUGACUAAUAAGGCAAGCCAAACCCGCUCUAAAAGUGAAUGAAAGUGCACUAGUGGAACUAUACCAUUACACUUACUUAAGUAAGACUUGUUUGAUCAUAUUAUAAAUGUAAAAAUGUUCUCAAUUAGAAAUGAAUUAAUCUCAUUUUAUGAAGAAAACAAUAAUUAUGGUAUUUAUGCAUUUAUGAAUGUUUUAGUUCUAUUUUUUUUUUGUAUUUUAAACCAUUGACUAAUUAGAGCUUUAUGUAACUGUAUUUUGCUAUUUUUAGACAUGCGAGCCAAACACGCUCUCUGUCGCUACACACGUAUUGAAAUACUUUUGAAAAAGAGGAAAUGUAAAAUGGAGCAUGAUACUCCGUAAAUACUACUGUGAGGUGAAAAUUGAAAAGGAGUGGAGAAAGGAAAGUGCGGGCGUAAAAAAAUGUAGCAUGAAGCUUGCAAGCCGGGACGAGAAGUAAGCUCACACCUAUCAUUCUAUAAAUCUGCCCAGCAGGCACCUCCCCCUCUCAUCCUUUCCAUCUUUCUCUUUCUCAGCCAUAUCUCUGUUUUUCUGUAUUUUCCAUCCAAAAAGAAAACAUUUUGGAUCCCAUCAUUUAUUAGUUCCAACCAAAAACAGAAGAUCGAUCGAUCAGCUAGCUGCUGCACUAGAGCGGUUAUAUAUGACGUCGUCGGAUGGUGGAGCAAUGAAAAGCGGUGGCCAGGGAAGGAACCGGCAGAUGCUGAAGAAGGGGCCGUGGACGACGGCAGAGGACGCGAUUCUGAUGGAAUACGUGAAGAAGCACGGCGAGGGGAAUUGGAACGCCGUCCAGAGGAACUCCGGGCUGAUGAGGUGCGGUAAGAGCUGUAGGCUAAGGUGGGCCAAUCAUCUCAGGCCUAAUCUGAGGAAGGGCGCCUUUUCUCCCGAGGAAGAACGUCUCAUUGUUCAGCUUCAUUCCAAGCUCGGCAACAAGUGGGCUCGCAUGGCGGCUCAGUUGCCGGGGAGAACAGAUAACGAGAUAAAGAAUUAUUGGAAUACUAGGCUAAAGAGGAGGCAGAGAGCUGGAUUACCCAUUUAUCCUCAAGAGAUUCAACCCCAAAACUCAUACUAUCCCAAUGCCCAGAUCCUGAUGUCCACCUCUUCUUCAUCUCCCCUGUCUGCGCUUCUAUCAGCGCCGCCGCCGCCGCCCAAGCCCGCCGCCGCUUACAAUCCCUCUAUGUCCAUGUACGACCACAUGUUGGACCGUUCUCCGGCGGCCUUGAAAUCUCCCGCUCCACCUCCCCAUACCCAUAACUCCCAUCAUUUCAAGUUUAUCACACACUCUCCGCACGGUGGUCUUGCUCUGACGUUGGCCUCAUCCUCCUCCUCGGCGGCGGCCAAUAAACAGUUUGCUCAGGCGGCACCGCUUCCGUUCCCGUUCAGUUCCCUCUAUCCAACCUUCGCCGGCUGCGGUUUCUUCGCGAGUCCAGCGGGAAUGAACAUACAAGAGCGACCUUCAAUCCAAAUCGCCGUGCAAACAACGGCCACCCCGGUAAGAUCUUCCGGGACUCUUUGCCCGGCGGCGGUGACCGUCGAGGCUGAGGAUGAUGACUGCGACGAAGCUGACCACCCGGAUUUAUCGCGGAGGAACAGUGGAUUAUUGGACGAUUUAUUGCGCGAGUCUCAUUCUUUGGCGCGAGUUAACAAAAAUUAUUCUUCAGAUGGAAACGGGAAACACAAAUCUACGAUCGGAAAUCAAGAAGUGGUGCUUAGUUUUGGCUGUGAAGAGACAAGGGAAGGUGGAGUUCCAGCGGGGAAGGAGAGUAAUAACAAUAGUUGUGUAAUGGACGAGGAUAUAAUGUGUCUGCUUGACAAUUUUCCACUGGCAGUACAAGCUCCUCCUGAUUGGUAUGAGGAUGGAGAUGAAGAUGGGAACGGUGAUUUUGUGGACAGUGCUAGUGGUGGUGAUGUCGCCGGCACCGUUAGAAAUCACAAAGAAGAUUCGAAAUCGUCAAGCACAAUCACAACCUCAGAGACCACGUUGUGCUGGAAUAACAUGCCAUGUAUUUCCUAGUCUACAGAUAUCUCCUAGAAUUAGCCAGCUUGUGUAUUCUUAUUUAGGUUAUAUAUAUAGUAGAUGAAUAAAAAUACUAUGCUCAAAUUUGGCUACUUCCUUUUUUAUGUGUACCACGAUGUGUCUGAUUUCACAUUCAAUUUUUUUUUAAAGGAAAACUAUACUUAUAUUAA
This is a messenger RNA of Cuscuta epithymum, 7309 nucleotides long. NCBI's taxonomy places the organism in Eukaryota, Viridiplantae, Streptophyta, Magnoliopsida, Solanales, Convolvulaceae. The record is from the annotation of a GenBank genome assembly.